This is a messenger RNA of Saxophila tyrrhenica, 552 nucleotides long. RefSeq lists its product as uncharacterized. The coding region runs from base 1 to 552 and encodes 183 amino acids. The transcript is spliced from 2 exons. Gene Ontology annotation, molecular function: MAP kinase tyrosine/serine/threonine phosphatase activity; MAP kinase tyrosine phosphatase activity; protein tyrosine/threonine phosphatase activity. NCBI's taxonomy places the organism in Eukaryota, Fungi, Ascomycota, Dothideomycetes, Mycosphaerellales, Extremaceae. The record is from RefSeq and is a predicted model, not a curated record. Gene Ontology annotation, biological process: negative regulation of MAPK cascade; protein dephosphorylation.
AUGGGCUGGCUCGACCAAAUCCCCAAAGCACCCAGCCUCUACAUCGGCGGCCUGCACGCUCUUUACCAAAAACCCGACCUCUUCGCCCAAGCCGGCAUCACCCACAUCGUCUCCGCUCUGGACUUCGACAUCUACGAAGCAGGCGCCUUCCAGCAGUACGAACACCUGCACAUUCGUCUCGACGACGAUCCCAAUGAGAACUUGCUAGCGCACUUCUCUGAAGCAUGUAAAUUCAUCGAGCAGGCGUUGGAGGGUGGAGGGGCGGUGUUUGUGCAUUGCGCGAUGGGCAAGUCAAGGAGUGCGACGAUCUGUUGUGCGUAUUUGAUGCAGAAGUUUGGGGGCACGCCGGAUCAGGCGUUGAUGUGGGUUUGUGAGGGGAGGCCGGUUUGUGAUCCGAAUCCAGGCUUCAAGUCACAACUGUUGGUGUGGCGGAAAAUGCUGGAGGCGAAGGGUGAUGGGGAGGCGGAUGAGAUUUACCAGACUUGGUUGAAGGAGCGGUGGACUGGGGACUGGUGGAGUUGGGAUAAACGGCAUAGAGAGACUAAAUUGUGA